AUGUCAACAACACGAUCAGACUAUAUGAAAUUUCGACUAUACUAUUGGAAUUGUCGUGGGCGUAUUCAAGCAGUUCGUUAUAUACUUGAAGAUAUUGCAUAUACAUAUAAAAAUGUUGAUUAUAAAGAAGAUUUUGAAUUACUUGAAAAAGCAUCUGAAUCAUGGUUACAACAUAAGAAUGAUGAAGCAAUCUCUGGUCCAUUUCAUAAUUUACCUGUACUGCAUUGGAAUGAUACACAUACGUUUGGUCAAACUUUAACAAUAGGACAUUUCUUAGCACGAAAAUUUGAUUUAUAUGAUAAAAUAACUUCAUCCAUUAAUGACAAAGAUCUUUUAGAAAUUUAUAUUAAUGGUGUUGUGUCAUGUGCAUAUAUUGAUGUAAUAUCAAAUGUCUUAAUAUGCAUAUUUAAUGGUGUUAAUUUUCAAGAUCGAAAGGAUCAAAAUUAUCGUUUAACAAAAAAGAUUCCAAGUGAUCUUAAAGCAUUAAAUAAUUUACUUAAAAAAAGUUCAACAUCAUUUUAUUAUGAUCAAUUAGAAGCAACGAUUGCUGAUUAUUUUGUAUUUGAAGCAUUUACAAUAGCACGUGAUUAUUGUCAGAAAUUAAUACCAAAUGAAGAAGAAUGUCAAGCAUUAAUGAAAUUUGAACAAGUGAUGAAAGAACGACCAGGAUUAGUUAAUUAUUUCAACAAAGAUUUGUUAUUUAAACGUUUUACAGGAUCAUCAAAAGAAAGUGAAUAUAUGAAAAAACUUUCCAAAAUAUAA
Molecule: messenger RNA, 762 nt
Organism: Rotaria sp. Silwood1
Lineage: Eukaryota; Metazoa; Rotifera; Eurotatoria; Philodinida; Philodinidae
Source: the annotation of a GenBank genome assembly